Thelazia callipaeda (thelaziosis nematode) is the source of this 1923-nucleotide messenger RNA. Lineage: Eukaryota; Metazoa; Nematoda; Chromadorea; Rhabditida; Thelaziidae. The record is from the annotation of a GenBank genome assembly.
AUGCCCACCAGCCUCAUCUUGGAAAGAGGUGAGAGAUGCCGUGUUAUUUCAGGCUAUCCUAGCCAGUACAUUAAGGUGGCGAAGCUUAUGGCAUGUAGAGUAGGAGAGUGCUGGAUGAGCCAUCUACACCAGACGCUCAUACAGAAACCCUUAAUUUCUAUCGCCAUACCUGGAUCGCAUGAUUCUUUUACUCAAACUUUAUUCGACAAAUAUCCAGUAGCUAAUGAUCAAGGUCGGUUUAUUCGAGAAUUAGGACGAUUUCGAUUUGUACGACGUUUUAUUCGACGAUGGUCAAGGACGCAGCAGUACUCAGUUACUGAACAGUUAUAUGCUGGGAUUCGCUAUUUCGAUAUUCGACUGACAGUGCCAUUAUUUUCUGAAUUAGACGGUAUUCGUGUUCUUCAUGCACUUUAUGGUGAUCGCAUUGAACAUUUUCUUCUUCAUAUUAAUGAAUUUUUAGUGUCUCAUUACCGAGAGGUUGUAAUUCUUGACUUCAAUCAUCUCUAUAACUUUGACAGAACUGCAUAUGCCAGUCUUUUCGUUAUGUUACAAAGUGUAUUUGGAAAGAAGUUGUGUCCACAACCAGAUGAUAUAAUGAAGUUAAGCCUAGCAUACAUGUGGGAGUCCGGUUAUCAGGUAAUAACUAUAGCAGCAGUAGAUUUGACAAGUCAGCAAUGCAUAUCUUGGAUAUGGGAUUCGAGCAGCAUUAUAAGUCCGUAUGCAAAUGUGGAUCGAAUUGAUCGGUUGUUUGCUUUUUUGGAUAAGACACUGAGAGAUCACAGGAAAAGUGCCAAAAAUACUUUCUUUGUUACUCAAGCAAUUUUGACUGCAAAAUGGAUUGAUAUUUUAUUACAUCCGUUUUCCACUCUAGAAAGACUGUAUGCUACUAAAUGCACAAAAGAAGCAAUUGUGUGGUUGAGUAAUUUUGAUGAACCUAAAUAUUUCAAUAUUAUCAUCUGUGAUUUCAUUGACUGCUUUGAUUUUUGUAAUGCUGUUAUUUCCCUCAAUACUUCACGUACCAAAAAUUUUUUAAACGACAUCAAUAGAACAUAUAGGGACAAAAAAAAAAGCGAUCCAGCUGAAUAUCGUUUUAUAAAUCAUUACGGAGACAAUGUUAUUAAAUCAGAUGGCCAUAUCGCUGGAGAGCAAUUUGUAAUUGACAAAUGUAAAGAAUGCUGCAUAUUAUUGCUUGAUCACUUGGCUACAGUAAACAUUGAUGACUGUGAAGAUUGCCUCAUUGUUACUGGUCCUUGCAAAGGAAGUGUAUUCAUUCGGGACUGCAAAAAUAUUUCGUUGUUUACAAUUUGCCAGCAGUUUCGAACUCGAGAUUGCAUUGAUAUUGACAUUUCCCUUUUCUGUGCAACGAGACCAAUCAUCGAAUCCAGUAAAUUUAUACGAUUUCGAUCGCUUGCUCUUUUUUAUGAAAAACUAGAAGAGCACAUGAUGAAGGCAUCACUGAGUCCUUUUGAUUGCGACACUAUUAAAAAAUUGGAUAUGCUGGCAAACAUAGAAAUUGUUAAAUUCAAUCCUGAAUUAUCAUCUCUUCCUUCCUAUACUCCUCAAAAUGAAGUCACUGCCAAGAAAAUGCUUAUAUUAUGUACACAACAGAAAGAUGAAACGUUGGCAUCAUUUUAUAGUCGUAUACUGAAAAUAUUACGACAAAUAUCAACGCUGGGUGCACAAUUGAUCACAACUAAUGAUAUUAUAGUGAAGAAAGGAGAACUUCGGCCUCUCUUUACAUCCAGAAAAUUAGCAAAGAUAUCGGGUCAUUUGAUUAUGAUUGAAGUUGCGUGGAAUAGACGACACGCCCAAGAAUGCUUCCAAGAAAUGAAUGAUACAAUUGAACUCAUACAUGACGAUGAUAAUUUUAAACACUAUCGAGCAUAUCUGUAUCGUUUUGUACAAAUGCAAGUUGAUAAAUGA